Closterium sp. Naga37s-1 is the source of this 579-nucleotide messenger RNA. Lineage: Eukaryota; Viridiplantae; Streptophyta; Zygnematophyceae; Desmidiales; Closteriaceae. The record is from the annotation of a GenBank genome assembly.
AUGGGGGGUUCAGCAGGGGUCACAAAGGGUUCAGAAGGGAUCACCAAGGGUUCAGCAGGGGUCACCAAGGUGAUUGGCUUAACGAAGCUACGCACCAAGUACCAGCAGUACGAGUCCAAGCGGCAGCUACUCGGCUCCUAUGACCUCAUCCUAGACGAUAUUGACAUCAUCCACCAGCUUCCACCACUUAUUGGCACAAAUUUCUUCAAAAAGAAGAAGCACCCGAUCCCUGUGAAGCUCGGGGGGAAGGACUGGGCGAAGCGUGUAAGAGAGGCAUGCGAUAGCACGUACUUGUAUGUGAGUGGGGGCAUGUCGAUGAGCGUGCGGGCGGCGAGGUUUGGCAUGAGUGAGGAGAAGAUUGUGGGGAACGUGAUGGCUGUGGUGGCGGGGGCGGUGGAGCAUGUGCCGAAGAAAUGGAAGAAUGCGAGCUCGUUGCAUAUACGCGCCACGGAUUCGCUCGCUCUGCCGAUCUACAUGGCAGAGGUUGAUUUGCCGACGAAAACGGCUGUUAAGGUGGUUGGACGGAAAGGGGAUGAGGAGGGAGUGGAGAGGGAGGAGGGAGAAGGGAGGAGGGGAUAA